GGGACGCGCCCGUGCGCGCGCCCCGCGCCUCCAGCCCAGCGCUCCGAGCUGCCUUCGCUGCCGCCGGCAGCUCCCGGGGGCCGCCGCCGCCUCCCCAGGCCGGUGGAGGGGGGCCACUCCGUCCGCUGGGCCCGUGCGCCCCGAGCCCCCUCCCCCCCGGAGCCGGGACCACGAGCUCGAGGAGGAGGAGGAGGAGGAUGCCCGGGCCCGUCCCGCGCGGCCCCGGGUGAGGCCCCGCCCCGCGCGCCCGCCGGCGCCAUGGGAAGGAGCGGGCGCCGCUGCUGCUGCUCCCCGCCGGCGCGCGCACCGCCCGAGCCCCGCCGCGGGCCGCCCCCGGCCGCGGGUCCCCGUGCGAGCGUGGCGCGGGCCCGGGGCCACGUGGAGGAGCCCAGCGUCCAGUGAAGCCGCCGCCCGCGCCGCCGCCGCCGCCGCCAUGGUGAUGUCCCAGGGCACCUACACGUUCCUCACGUGCUUCGCGGGCUUCUGGCUCAUCUGGGGGCUCAUCGUCCUCCUGUGCUGCUUCUGCAGCUUCCUGCGCCGCCGCCUCAAGCGGCGCCAGGAGGAGCGGCUGCGGGAGCAGAACCUGCGCGCCCUCGAGCUGGAGCCGCUGGAGCUCGAGGGCAGCCUGGCCGGGAGCCCCCCGGGCCUGGCGCCGCCGCCGCCGCCGCAGCCGCACCGCGGCCGGCUGGAGGCGUCGGCGGCGCACGGGCAUCCGCACGUGCACGUGCACCCGCUGCUGCACCACGGGCCCGCGCCGCCGCACGCGCACCCGCACGCCCACCACCACGCGCUGCCGCACCCGCCGCCGCCGCACCUCUCCGUGCCGCCGCGGCCCUGGAGCUACCCGCGCCAAACCGAAUCGGACCUGACCAAGCCACCGUGCUACGAAGAAGCGGUGCUGAUGGCCGAGCCGCCGCCGCCUUACAGCGAGGUGCUCACGGACACGCGCGGCCUCUACCGCAAGAUCGUCACGCCCUUCCUGAGCCGCCGCGACAGCGCCGAGAAGCAGGAGCAGCCGCCGCCCAGCUACAAGCCGCUCUUCCUCGACCGGGGCUACUCGUCGGCGCUGCAUCUGCCCAGCGCGCCGCGGCCCGCGCCCGCGCCCUGCCCCGCGCUCUGCCUGCAGCAGGCGGAGCGCGGCCGCCGCGUCUUCCCCAGCUGGACCGACUCGGAGCUCAGCAGCCGCGAGCCGCUGGAGCACGGAGCUUGGCGCCUGCCCGUCUCCAUGCCCUUGUUCGGAAGGACUACAGCCGUUUAGAGGGGCGCCCGCGUCGGGGGCCCGACCCGCGGACUUUUGGCCUGAUUGCGGGGCUUUUUUUAAAAAAUAAAAAAAUAUGCUUCCCUUGGACUGCGCGGAGGGGCGCUGGUGGGGGUGGGGGUGGGG
Sorex araneus (European shrew) is the source of this 1384-nucleotide messenger RNA. It is a transcript of the gene PRR7, whose product is annotated as proline rich 7, synaptic. NCBI's taxonomy places the organism in Eukaryota, Metazoa, Chordata, Mammalia, Eulipotyphla, Soricidae. Bases 434 to 1258 code for a protein of 274 amino acids. The record is from RefSeq and is a predicted model, not a curated record. The transcript is spliced from 3 exons.